UGCUCUUAAAACUCCUCGCACCACCGACUCUGUAUCUAGGAGAUUCGUUUCUCGCUGCAGGGUCCUUCCGUCUCGUGUUCCUCUCGUACUUGAGGAUUAUCCUCAGCUCUCUCGCUCUCUCCAUCUCUCUCUUCCAUGCAGAUUUCGCUUGGUUUCGAUUGCUCGAGUGUCGUUGUUGGUGGUGCAUCUAGGGUUUCGGCGUCCGCUGGUGUUCGGGUUUUGCCACGAAAUCGAUGGCCGGAAGGGAAGUUCGCGAGUAUACCAAUCUCAGCGAUCCUAAAGAUAAGAAAUGGGGAAAGGGGAAGGACAAGAUAGACGAUGAGGACAUCACGUUCCAGCGCAUGGUCGCCAAGAUGCAAGAGGUUGCUGGAGAACGGGGAGGUUACCUUCAUGGACGAGGAGCUCUGGACAGUGAUGAUCUGCUAUAUCUCAAGGAACAAAUGGAAGCUGAAGAGGAUGCAGAACGCCUCCUACGCCGCACUGAAAAACGAGCAUUUGCUGCGUUUAAAAGAGCUGCGAGUGUAGCAGAUUCAUCUCCUGCAUCCGUGCCUUUGCCUCUUCGUGUUGAGCCAAAGCCAAAGAGUGGGAUCAGGCAGCAAGAUCUCCUCAAGAAAGUUGUGGAAAUCAAGCCCAAGCGGCAAAAAGUUUCUAGCCCGCCAAAUGUGAAUCGGGCAGCCACCAUAUCCAAUGAUCAUGUAACUUCUGAAUCGAAGGUUGACCAUUUGAAGGAGGAGCCCACGCCAACAAAAGCAGAGGAUAAAACUCAAUCGUUAAAUCCUGUUAAAGGCUUGCUGGGCAUAGCAUAUGAAAGUGAUGAUGAGGAAUGAUUGAAGAAUGAUGAGUGGAUGCACGUGUGCGGUUCUGCAUGCUAAGUUUUGAUGUUUAUUUGAAGUAGGAAACGUAGUAUAAGACAUCGAAUCUGGCGUAAGUGUAUCUUUUGGCACCAAUUUAUGACCUGGCAUUGCAAGCCUACCAAAUUUGCGCCUC
Messenger RNA from Rhodamnia argentea, 987 nucleotides. RefSeq lists its product as uncharacterized. NCBI's taxonomy places the organism in Eukaryota, Viridiplantae, Streptophyta, Magnoliopsida, Myrtales, Myrtaceae. The record is from RefSeq and is a predicted model, not a curated record. Bases 234 to 827 code for a protein of 197 amino acids. The transcript has 6 exons.